Amoebophrya sp. A25 is the source of this 3714-nucleotide messenger RNA. The record is from the annotation of a GenBank genome assembly. NCBI's taxonomy places the organism in Eukaryota, Dinophyceae, Syndiniales, Amoebophryaceae.
AGGCUUGUAUUUUUACAAGGUCGUUCUUCUUUCCCUCACCAUCCUGCUUUUUUCCUAAAGGAAUCUGUAUCCCAAAGAAGAUUUCUUUGAUCUGCUUCCUGUGUUGGAUAGUUCAUAUUCAAUAUAUUAUUUGCUUAGUACUGGUGCAGGAACUGCGAUUCCGCAACCGAGUCCAUCCACUAGGUACUACUGAGUACUUUUCAAUAUAUUGAUCUUUCUAUACUUAGUUGUAUUUAUAUUUCAUCUAGUAGCGCGUUGUGAAGAAAAAAAAUGUCGCAGAAUCCUAGUAAGAACAACGAGCUGGAUCAGGACGAGAUCUCCACCGUCGCGGACUCACGAGUUGGCGGUGCGCGGGCUCAGUCAAACUUGGGUAUGUACGUUGCCGAGAGUAUCCGGGAUGGCGCGAACCAGUUCGCCAAUGGAGUCGAAGCCGGCUAUGGUAAGAUAGGCGUACGUUGAGAACUGUGAACAUUUUUACACCUACAUCUGUAGAAGAAAGUUCGAGCAGAGUGCAAGCUGUUAGUCAAUGCCAUUGGUCCGACUUGUUGUAUCAUCCGCUUCUAACACAGAUCAUUCUUUUAUUUGUUCGAUCCAACACUCGUAGGGACCUUACCACAAAAAUGUCGACCAAGCAGAAAACCGCCUCUCUGUCCUGUGAUCAGGAUUUUUUUCAUCUCAAGUGGAAUACGUUUUUUUGACUGUCUAAGGUUUACAAGCUUACUUCGGAGUCAUCUCUCUUGAUCAUGCAGAUAGAUUGUUUUUAUCGCAAACGUGAAUACAUAAUCAGGCUCACUCGCGGGCGACCAGAGGCGAGGAGGGACUAGUCACUCUGAGGCAGAGCAGUCAGAUGGGAGUAGGACAGGAGGAUUCACCAGCGAUUUUUACAAUCCGCAUCCCCGAGCUGAUAUGUCGGACAGCAGCUCCGAUAAUAUCGAAAAUGGGAAAUACCAACCGCAACAAAACAGCUCAUUCCGUGACUGCGGUCGCGUUUUCGUCUUCAUCUGCUUGAUCGUAUUAUCUUCAAUAUGAAUAUUCUGUUUUUAUUGUCGCAUUCUUUUCGUCCACUUGGUAGGUAGAUAAGCCACCAUCAGUUCAUACUCUCCGCUUUCAUUGUUCCUUCAGUCAUUUUUAUCAUUACCGGUUAUUUUCCUUUGAUUAUAAUCCCUUCUAGCAAAUUAUCAUUAUGGUCGGAGCGACACGGUAGAUUAUACUGAAGAAAAAUGAAGCAAAUUGCAACUACUCGCCGAAUGAAUCCAUUCUUCUCCUACCCUAUCCUAUCCUAAAAUCUGUACUUGAUCAGCUCGUGAUGCUUGCGCCAUGUAUCUGCAUGGGUACCGGAAUCUUUUGCCUCGUCUGCCGAAACGAAAACUCCAAGAACAUCGGGUAUUCGGUUCUAUACUCCUUGAAACGAUGGAUUCUAGACUGGUGUCUGUUUAGUAAAGCUACGGAUCCUAUGUCUGCUGUCUGAAGCGAUGAUGUUUUUUCUUCAUCCAGUUUCUCAUCCAGCCAUUUCGUACAAAGUAGUGAAGAAUUGUCCUCUAACUCGUGCAAAGAAACACGACUCGAUUUCCCAUUCCUACUACGAAGGUACCGAUGCGACAAGGGACGACCCACGAUGACGGUGUUUGGCUACGUUCUGAUCUCCUUGGGCGUCGUUCUUAUCUCUGCCUACUGCUUCGUUUGCUGCUGCCGAAGAACACAGGAUCAGUACCUUAUCGAGCAAGACGAGGACGAAUACGAGCAGGACCAGGUUCCCGCCGUCAAGUAAAAAGUACUUAAAAACGACUGAUGAAAUUGGAGGAAAGACAUGGUGAAUUACGUGAUUUUCUUUGUACGAAAAUCUAUCAGUCGCGAAGCGGGAAAAUGGCGUUCUUUAGACGUCAAUACAUCAAAAGUCUGGGCAUGAAAUUUUGAAAUGACGUCUCGUCUGCCGAUGGUCGAGAAAAUCAGGAUCAGCAGUAAGACAAGCGGAGUAGGAAAAUUUUCGGUCUACAGGAGGAGCCAAGAAUGCAGACCGUGCCAACGGUAGAGGAGGGGUGCGGGCUGAAGUUAAUAGGUAGACAAAGAGCAACGUGGUGGAGAGCGAUGCUUUGUCUACACAUCUUCAGAUAUACACUUUCUCCCUGCAGUAGAUAAGAUAGAUUUUUCCAAGUAUUUACGUGUUUCCUGGUUCGUCAAAAGUAGGGAGGCGUUUUCUAGAAUUAACGAGAAAUUCAAGGAUCAGAUAAUGCGGGAUUUUAAAUUUCUUAACAAAGAGGUGAAUUUUUACAACAAGGUAGUAAAGCUACUUGUGGACGAGGUGGUGGUGGAUCUACAAAGUAGAGGGCGAUAGCGGUGAUCUACCAAGUAGUUUCACGGGGAGAAGGCUUUCGAGAUGGAGGUUGCCACAGGUCUCGAAAAUACAACUAAGUAGACGCAAAAGCCAUACACAUAAAGGUAAUGACAGCAUGACUUGAUCGCGACGAAGCCAUGACAUAUUGAUGCAAACUAUCGUUCGACAUUCUGCUACAACUGCAUACUUCACAAUAGAUACCACUAGUCGUUUCUGCAGGGUCAGUAUUAAGAACAAUAUAGGAAAUUAACAAUACGUGUUUAGACAUUCAUUCAUUCAUUUACUCAUUUUACAGUUACUUACAUCAUAUUAAUCACAAGGUUUUGCUCCUAGCUACAUAGGUAAAGCAUAAAGAGGUUAAUCACAAGGUAUUACAACAAUUUCUGCGUACCUAGUACAUAGGUAGGAUAGAGUUGUUACGUAUUUGAAAUUAGCUUACAGACAUAGACGAGGUCAAGCGGCAUUUUCUCGGGCACCGUGUUGCGCAUCAUGAACUGACAUUCAACAUAGGUAGUACAUACAACAUACUGAUUAGCAUGUUGAACAAGGUAGUCCUACUCGUGGAAAACAGCACUCAGCGGCGUGAUAUUUGUAUCAACGUCCUUCGAAUUCUCUUGCAUAUAUGCUCUGACAUGAGCAUGACCAUCAAGCCACGUGAAGACAUCAAGACUGACUUCUUAGUCUCGCCACUCCGCUGAGGCUGAAUAACACUACUUUUAAUAUGCAUGACGGUGGAGCAGUCGCGAGUCAGCGCUCUUCGUACAAGUAAUUUGGUCGAGUAGAUGCACUUCUUAGAGAAAUAGAAUCGGAAAAAAAUGUACUGUUUUGCAAACCCCAACACCAUGUUAGCCAACUAUCUUGAUGUAGAAGUGAUGUGGCGAAAGCAUAAAGAUUAUGAUACGAGAAAAACAAAUUUUCUUUCUUGAUGGAUGGAUUCUGAAGAUGUCAUCCUAACAUCUAGAGCUUCCUUGCCGUCGACUUCUCUGUUAUUUUUUCAUGAUCUACAACUGUUUGUUCUUAGUUAUCAAGAAAUGUGCUAUCUACAAAAGAUAGAGGUUUAAGGUGAUGGUCGGGAUUUGUACAUAAUAUGAAUGAGCUAUUGGGACAAAAGUGAAUCCAUAAUGGGUCUGUGUAGUUGCAGCACUCACUUGCGCGCAGUCGGCCGAUCUACGACCUCUGAGGCUCACGCGACGACGACAAAAAUACUCUGGUAUCUAUUUGAUGGUUUGGUGGAGAAUCCAUGAGUCGCGCAAAAUUCAUACUCCUGAAACGAAAAUAUAUCGUGAGCAUCAGGCAGCGUGCGUGUGUGGUCGAUUAUGAACAAUCCGCACUUCUAGAAUCCUGGUAUGAAAAGAAUGGACGAGACCACACUAUCCCUGGCA